CUAUUUAUGCUGCCCCGUCCGGUGCAGUGACACCUUGAUGAGAAACAGAUUUGCUCCAAGGUUCCGUGCAAGUUUCUUGUCAUGGACAUUGUUGGAUCGAUGCUCGUGUCGCUGCUGCUGCUGGUGUCUGGGGCGUACGCCUCACAGUUCGUGCCUUUUGCUAACAUAAGAUAUACGUACGGUCCUCAGCUACGACCAUCGUACCUCUCCUCCUACUCUGACCUGCCGUACGAGCCUCCUGAGUACGGGCAUAGCGACGGCUAUGGGGCACCUAAGGAGGAGUCUUGCUACGACACGGUCACCCACAUGUCCACCUUCACGAACUACGUCACCAAGACGGCCUCCCUCGUCAAAACUCUCCUCAAGACGAAGUUAAUUACUAUCACUGCCGUACAACGGCUCGUCGAAACUCAGUCGAUAACGGAAACCCGAGUUGAGGUGAAGACAGUCACGGACUUUGAAACGAAGCGUGAAACUGUCACUGAAACAGAGACUGAAACUGCUUCCUUCACUAAGACGCAGGCGACCCUGAGUACGGUCACGGUCAAGUCAACAGAAACCCUGACGGCCACUGAGACGACCGUGCUGCUUCGGUCUACUACGGACGUCUCCACCAAAACCGUCGACCAUACCGUGACCGUGACGGAUAAGUGCGAUCCUCCAGUCACGGUCACCAAGUCUUACCAUGAGCUCUACCUGCCCCACGCUGGAGACGAUGACGACUUUGGUGGUGUGAUGGGCGAUGUAAGGAAAUCAGAGGUUGAUUUCUCUCAAUCAUCUCUGACAACUCCAAGCCUACCAUCGAAAGAGCCGCCAGCACACGAGAGAAUAGGAGAUCUUCCUACCAGCCAGCAAGGACCCGAUGAGGGGAGCAGCCUGCCAUCACCCUCUUCUGAUCCCAAACUUUCAGAACCAAAUACUAAUAUCCAUUUUGAUGACGACAGUGUCUAUAAAUUUGGGUUUAACCGCAUGACUAAAUCAAAUAAUGUCAUAGCUAAAUCGAAUGACCGGAACAGGGCUGGAGGUUAAUGCGUUUAUCAAUCUUGCCUGAUAUAUUCAACUUUAAUAACGCAUUUUCGCUAAAACAAUAAUAAUAAUUUCAAGUUCUAGUAAAGUCAUUUGGUUCUGAACAUUAACGGAAUGGAUUCGCAUGAACAUAUUUCAAUGUGAAGCCGCCACAAGCUACAAACUUUGCAAACAGUAACAUUCCUUUGGCCGCAAUUUCCAUCUCUAUCAAUAACAAUUAAUGUAAUUCGAUGGAGCGCCAAAACUCUUUACCUUCGUUGCCUAGCUUUUCCACGAGCGGAGGCAACCGUAGGAAAGGCAAGCAGCGGAAUGGAGACUUGAACCGUUUUAUUUAUGGGAGGACAUUAAGCAUUGAACUACUUUGCUGGUCCGCCCUGAUCUUUGCCUGGCAUAUGACUGGUCUUGCUAAUGUUAUUGUAGUUCCCGCGUGCGAUCUCCGAAUCCUGCAUUGCGGGUUAGUAUCACAUCAAUGAGUUGAACUCACGUUCUUCUACUCUUCUAAUAACGUGAAUUAAUAUGCAAUUGGUGCACCUGCGAUGCACCAGUCCUCAUUCAAUUCACCAAUUCAAACUCAUUACUAGGCCGCACCUAAUGCAGAGACGGGCCCGCAUCUCAAUUUUGUUAAGGUGAAGGCAAGAAUGUUUUUAAAAUAAUUUCUCUGAAUGAGUUUCUUGCGAGUUUCAUGAAUAUCGAAUUCAUCUCUGCGAUGCUCGACGGUAUGUUCAGCGGUGUGGCGUACAGAGCAUAUGCAUAUUUAUUGAAGCUUUCUUGUAUCUUAAACCAAAUGGAUAUGAUUCAGAAACAGAUACUUUCGGUAUGGGAAUAAACGCGUCAGUUUAUAUGAAUCGUGUUAUAUUUAUUUCUCAAGGUUGGAUGAUUGAGAUCCGAAUAUCUGCUUGCGAAACAUGAUAAGGUCCAAUGAUAAUAAAUAUUAAUUAAUAA
This is a messenger RNA of Hyalella azteca, 1968 nucleotides long. RefSeq lists its product as uncharacterized. The record is from RefSeq and is a predicted model, not a curated record. The coding region runs from base 82 to 1029 and encodes 315 amino acids. The transcript is spliced from 3 exons. NCBI's taxonomy places the organism in Eukaryota, Metazoa, Arthropoda, Malacostraca, Amphipoda, Hyalellidae.